This is a messenger RNA of Exophiala spinifera, 1725 nucleotides long. RefSeq lists its product as uncharacterized. NCBI's taxonomy places the organism in Eukaryota, Fungi, Ascomycota, Eurotiomycetes, Chaetothyriales, Herpotrichiellaceae. Gene Ontology annotation, molecular function: monooxygenase activity; heme binding; iron ion binding. The coding region runs from base 1 to 1725 and encodes 574 amino acids. The transcript has 2 exons. The record is from RefSeq and is a predicted model, not a curated record.
AUGUUCCUUGUCGUGAUCUCCUCCGCGGUGGUGGGCUACUUCUUGUGGUCCGUGGUCCGCUUCGUGCAGAAUUACCAUGAAGCGAAGAGAACAGGGCUCCCCAUCAUCUUCACGCCGGUCAAUGCCCCAGGGCCGCUGUGGAUGAUGCUCAAAGAUUUCUUGAUCCCCAUCGCCUCCCGACUGCCGUUGGAACUGGGGACGUGGGCUCUCCGAAGCGACAUCGGCUGGACGUUCCCGUUGAAAUACAAAGACCACGCAAGGUACGGCGACGCCUUUGUCAUCGUCGGACCAGGCGAGCUGGAACUCGUCCUCGCCGACCCGCCGGCCACGGAAGACGUGAUGAGGCGGAGAAACGACUUCGUCAAGAACCCGGCCAUGUACGGAAUGCUGGACAUUUACGGGCCAAAUCUAGACACGGUGAACGGCAAGGCGUGGGAUCGCCAUCGCAAGGUCACGGUCCCGCCGUUCAACGAGCAGAACAGCGCCCUGGUGUGGCGGGAGGCCGGGGAGCAGGCGGAGCAGAUGCUGGCGGUGUGGUCCUCCAAGCGUCAGGAAGUGGUCAGAAGUACGCAGAGAGACGUGCACGCGCUGGCGUUGAACGUUCUUUGUGGCGCUGGUUUCGGGGUGAAGAGCAGCUUCGUCGACUCCACGUUACCGCCGUCGUCGCCCUCCGAGGAUCAAGGUCGAAGCGGAGAUCGAGACCGAGAUCGAGAUCUCAAACCGCAGAAGCUGGGCUACCGAGAAUCUCUCCGACUGUUGCUGGCAGACUUUAUCAACGUGGUUCUGCUUUCGCUGCUCAAGAAGGGAGGGUACCCAGACUGGGCGCUGUUCGGCGGCAUGAAAAAGCUCAACACCGCGUACGAGGAGUUCAAGGUGUACAUGGGCGAGAUGAUCGCGCACGAGAAGGAGGCCUUUGCGCGAGGGGACGUCUCGAGACACAACCUGCUGAGUGAGAUGAUUCGGGCGCUGGACGGUUCGAUCGCCGGGGCGGGACUGUCGGACGAAGAGGUGUAUGGAAAUCUAUUCAUCUACAAUCUGGCCGGACACGACACCACGGCGGCGACGCUCCAUUUCGCCAUCACGCUUAUGGCCGCGCACCCGGAAUGGCAAACGUGGGUCGCCGAGGAGGUUGAUGCCGUCUGCAAAGCCGACGACACGGGGUCGUUGUACUACGAAGAAACGUUUCCCAAGCUCAAGAGGAUUCAUGCAUUGAUGUACGAAACACUUCGACUCUACGGCCCCGUGGUCCUGAUGCCGCGAUACACGGCCGACGAAGCGCAGAAACUCGUCAUUCAAGAUCGAGUUCACGUGGUGCCUGCGCACACGACCAUCUCGCACAACUUUGCAGCGUUGCACCGUCACCCCAAGUACUGGGGCCCUGACGCCGACGAAUGGCGACCGGAUCGGUGGUUGGUGGCAGACGGAACGAAGGACGGCGGCCAGGAGGAGGCUUCACUGUUCCAGCCGGCUCCUGGGUCGUUCGUCCCGUGGAACGCAGGGCCUCGAGUGUGUCCCGGCAAGAAAUUCUCACAGGUCGAAUUCACAAGAGUCAUUUUCCACUUGUUCGCCGACGGAUCGCGGGUGCGACUCGUCCCUGAAGACGGCGAGAGGUACGAAGACGUCAAAAUCCGAGCGUUGCAGACCGUGGACGCGGCAAAGGUGGUUCUCACUCUGAAGAUGUCCGGUACGGAACGCAUUGGGCUACAGUGGUUCAGGCAGUCUUGA